This is a messenger RNA of Aegilops tauschii subsp. strangulata, 1846 nucleotides long. The record is from RefSeq and is a predicted model, not a curated record. Lineage: Eukaryota; Viridiplantae; Streptophyta; Magnoliopsida; Poales; Poaceae.
UCGAUGAGGAGGAGCCGGCAGUUCUCAGUGAUUGUUAUGGCCAAAUAUGCCUAUGGCCGAAGAGCCAAAUGCGUUUGAUGACGGAGGGGGACACCACACCACGGACAACACUGGUAGUCGUCGUGCUGGCGCCACGUGAUCCCACCGGCGCACAACAAGAAGAGCCGAACAAAGACGAUGAUCUUGACGAUGAUAUCCAAGCCGACCAGUUCCUCAACACUUCGUUUGGCGAUGGUGACUUCUUCAUGCCCGUUGAAGAAACCAACCAGCAUGACGGGGACGCUAAUCGCGCGGAGAAACCCACUUGCGCCGCGCGUCUCUUCCCUUCUUCUCAGGAGAUGUCUCCUGCAGCUUGCGCCUUCACCGAGCCUCAAGCAGUUGCCAUCAAGAGAUCUAUUAUAAGCCCGUCCACACUCCGUAACGCGGCCACUGAGCAGAUAAAGGCCGGUGACUGCUCGAAACCCGAAAAGAAGAAGGGACGGAAAAGAAAGAAGGGCACUUCGAGCAGCCAACCUCCGAUGCCGAUCCGGGCUCAGGACGGACCACCAAGACCCAAUGAUCUCUCAUGGGAAAUUCAUGUGGCAGGUAGGCCGAUGCUACCUAAGAAUAUGCUCGAGCUUGCAACUUCGGAUAUGCAGCAAGUGCAUGACAAUAUUAUGACAUUAGAGAAGAUGCUUCUUCGAAAAAAGAAACCCUCGUACCCGGUUUUCAUGGCCAAGGUGCCACUUAACAUGGGCUUCAUCACCAGUGUCCCCGUGGAUAUGAUAAUCCUGUGGUUUUCAGAAAUCUUUAAUUAGUUUCAUCUGAAGCGGCUAGACCAUAGCCUUAUCCGUCUCUUUCUCGCUCAGAUGUCUAUGAGUAUCAAAAGAGAUCAGACCCCGAGCGUCGCGAUAUUGGACCCCUUCUACAUGCGUGAAAGCGUCUUGAUGGACGACGGGGACACGUCUCUCGUGGCGGGGUACAUCAAAGAAUUCAUGCUAGAGAACACGAGCAAGGAUUUAUUUCUCACGACCUACUCUCCCAAUGAGGAUCAAGACUGCGUGCUCAUCUGCUUUUCACUGAAACACUCGCAUGCCGUGUAUUUAGAUUUGGCGAGUGCGAGGAAGAAAGAUUACAAGUAUAUCAUGAGAGUUUUGGACCAUGCUCUUGCCGGCUACAAAGAAGCCGGAGGCAAGAUCGUGAAGCACAAGUUCAGCAAGCAUCAGUCUGGCGUGAGCGUGUUCAACCACGUAACGCAGUUCCCGUGCGUCAAGCAGCCGGCUGGCAGUGUGAGGGAUGCCUACUGCGCCCUCCAUCACAUGCGGGCGAUUGUACAGGACUAGCGCAACCUUACGCUGCCAAGUCAUCUCAAACCGUGGGCCGAACAGAGGGUGGCAAUCGCCGAUGCAAAUCUUAGGCAGGAGUUCUUUCACAUCCAGGGGAGAUGGCGACUAUCAUCUUUCGUGAAGUCCAAGUGAAGGGGCCGAUCUUCCACUCCAACAUUGUACCGUCCAAUGGGGAGAUAGAAGCCCGCCUAAAGGCCAUGCGUGACACAAGGCCUUUCAUGAUGAAAGAAGGCUUCCGCCCAUUCCCUGAGCCGAGUCAAAACAAGUGAACAAUUGGUGUUAUGGCCGUUUGAUAAAUGUGCGCCCUACAUGUAAUUUGAUGUACUCUUUAUGUACUAGAUGGUAGUGUCAAAUAGUCCUGGUGCUCUUUGUGUAUAAAGGUCACUGCAUGCAUAUCUGCAUGCUCUCCUGGCCAUUGCUUUGCUCAUGGCUAGUAUAUAUUGUUGGGCAUUGUGUUGUUGAUAGGAAUAGAUGCUAUGUGUUGUCCUUUGCAAUGAAUUCAUAUGGAUGUGGCCUCUAAA